UGGCUUAGCACUGAAACAGAAAUAACUGCCGGUUUGCCCAGCCCACAUUGUUUUGUUUCGCGUAUGUAGCGUUGUAACAUAACCAAGAACUAGUAGUUUUAGUAGUUUUUCAAUUAAUCGUCCAAAUUCCGACAUGGCAGAUUAUUUUCCCUAUAAAGGGCUCGGUCUUUUUUUAGUCGUAAUAUUAGUAUUUAUUGUUAUGCUUAUCAUAAAAUGUUGCAUUGACGGCUCGCGAACAACCAAAGUUAAAAGAAGAAGACACCGUGGAAACAGUUAUCAAGAUAUUUAUCGAGAUCUGCAUGACAGUUUCUCGGCUACGACUCGAACAACUCACACCGCAACGGCCCCGCCUCAGCAGACAAGAGUCACAGACAUUUCCAGUAACUUUGAGGAUUUAGGGGUUGAUGAUAUUGUUGUAGUACCAGACCCAAAUGAAGCCUCUCCGGUCGUGGUGCCCCCAUACCCUGUGGAGCCCCGACAUCCUACACCUCAUGCGGCGCCUCCAGGACCUGGAUUUAGCACACAUCAUCCACCAUACCCAACACAAACACCUCAUCCUAUGCCUGCUCCCAUCUACUAUCCUCCGCCAAUGGGGGCGGCGCCGUAUCCACCAGUUGUAGGUUCCUCUCCCUACCCUCCAGUCUCAGGUGCAGCACCGUAUCCUCCAGCAGGACCGGCAAUGGGUGGUUCAGCUCCAUAUCCAGACUUUGGUGCUCAGCCACCUUCUUAUUCCGAGGCUAUCUCCCAACCACCAGUAGUACAACCUCUACCCCCAAAAGAGGGCUACAUCAAGCAGGCCCCAUAUAAUCCUAACUAUUAGUUAUAUGUUGUGUGGAAAUUUUAAAUUGAAGUGUUCUUAAUUUCUCUCAUUCACUUUGGCACUUCAAUUAUGUUGGACAAGAUUGUUUGAUAUGAUUAUAUUGUUAGUGGAAUAUAACAGAAAGUACAAUUCUGGUAACGUGAAAAAUGGAGAUAUCUGACUUUGUCAUAAGCUUUCGUUUAAGAGUUCUUCAGGGCUCUGAAGAUUGUUUGUCAUUUUACAUGUGAUAACAAGUGCUUAUGUAGCGAUGUUAAGUUCUUUUUUAUUUUUUAUGAAAAUAUAUUUUCUGUGAAAUGAGGAUAUUAUUUAAUCCUUGCAAGUGAGUGUAAUGAUGGAGUUUGUUAUAAUAAAUAUAUUUUUAUUUAAUUUGUGAUA
Zophobas morio is the source of this 1195-nucleotide messenger RNA. RefSeq lists its product as uncharacterized. Lineage: Eukaryota; Metazoa; Arthropoda; Insecta; Coleoptera; Tenebrionidae. The record is from RefSeq and is a predicted model, not a curated record. Bases 134 to 820 code for a protein of 228 amino acids. The transcript is spliced from 5 exons.